AUGAGAGACACCAUAACUCUUUCACCGAACGAUUUGAACGAAAUCCGUAUCGACAGUAUGCAGUCUCCAAUAAAGAUGAAAGCGUGCAAAUCGCAAUCAUUGCCGGAAGGUAGGCUUCCUUACCGUCGCGAAAGCAAUUUUAACAAAUUUAAAUACUCUAUCAAGAAAAAUUUCAAGGGAAGCUUAAGAAGGUCAGUUUUUCUUACACACAUUCAUUCUUCUUACUAA
Messenger RNA from Strongylus vulgaris, 228 nucleotides. NCBI's taxonomy places the organism in Eukaryota, Metazoa, Nematoda, Chromadorea, Rhabditida, Strongylidae. The record is from the annotation of a GenBank genome assembly.